Molecule: messenger RNA, 1486 nt
Organism: Symsagittifera roscoffensis
Lineage: Eukaryota; Metazoa; Xenacoelomorpha; Acoela; Convolutidae
Product: clumping factor B-like
Exons: 4
Coding region: 486-1274 (262 amino acids)
Source: RefSeq, a predicted model, not a curated record
UAACACCGUUUUCCUCUCAUACCAUUUUUUUCCUGUAGUAUAACAGAAUUCACUGUUAAAAACCAUUUGGGGAAAAAUAAACAUUGUUUUCUUUGCAUAUAUCAAAAUGCGGCUUAUUUCCUGUCACUGUUUUACUUUUACCGUAAUUAUCAGAUAGAAAACAGAAAAAUAUUUCUUUUUGUUGGUUUUAAUGAAUAAGACAAUAAUGAGGACAACAAACCGCUAAUUCGCCGUGUUUAUCAUUAUUUAGCCACUCAAAAACCCAAUCAAAAAAAUGAAAAUUCCGAUAGUCGCAAUCCAAAGAUGCAUUCAAAAGUCUACAGAGUAUAUAUAUGAUAAAUUGCACUUGAGGUUAAUUGAUGAUUAUGUUUUGUACCCCAUUGCUCGCAUAGUUCUUUCCUUCUUUGGUCAACUUCACUUAAUUGAUUAAUAUUUAAAAAUAUUUCAUUUUUUUAACUUCGUUUUCAAAUUCAUAUAUUGACUGGAUGAUUAUUCUUAACGUCAAUGCUACAGAUUCAAAUUCGACUUUGGAGGAGAUUGGGCUGUACAGCACGGGACUGUGGAGUGGCUCGGGCCCGGUGGGCUGCUCGAUCGGGUGGUUCGCAUUCGGAGUGGGGAUGUCGCUGCUGUUCUGGGGCAUAGUGAGAAGACGCAACCGAUACAGUGUGAAGGAGGAGUUAGAAUGGAAGUACCAGCCACGCGACGCCUCCGACGACAUAUGCGCUUUUGAGGAUCUGGACUGCAAAGGAGGUCAACCGAGUUCAUAUUCAAGUGAGAGUGGCAGAGACAGUUUCUACAGUCGCUUCUAUGACCACAGCAACUCAUAUGACGCCGAGGAAGGAGAAUGUAAGGGGGAGGCCGAGGGGGAAGGGGAGGAGGAGGGGGAAGGGGAGGGGGAGGAGGAGGGGAAAGGGGAGGGGGAGAGAGAUGGAACCCCUAAAGACAACGACGACGACUCAGCAUAUCAAACUGAUGCGAUCAGCACCCGAAGUCCCAAUGGCGACCAAGAUACCGACUGGGAAGACCAAGACCACCCGACCGACCUGAAAAGUCAAACCGAAAGACUCUCCGCCGACAACGGCGGGUUGGAAAACAUCGACGAAGAUCCCAGCUCGGACAACACUCGAAUGGCUAGUCGGUUCAAAUACGAAGGUUAUUCGGGUCCAUUCCAGGAAAACAAGCCGCGAGAGGAGUUCGAGCUAAAUGGCGAACACUACAAUUCGCUCAAAUCCAACCAGUCAAUUCCGACAGAUGAUACGAACCUUUCCCUGUGACGUCACCAUAUCAUAUCCAAAAUUACAUCAUAAGUGUGACAUCAUAUCUCAUUCAAAUCUGCAUCAUGUGUUACGUAAUCAACGAGGCGAGCUCUCAAAAAAGGAGCGCCUUUGCAACAGUAUAUAGCGCAAAAGAAUGAAAUUGAGUGUUAGGAUUCAGUUUGAACGAAUUAAUACUUGUAGCAAGGUUUUCUGACAGCAAUAAACAUCUA